Messenger RNA from Salvia miltiorrhiza (redroot sage), 2442 nucleotides. RefSeq names its product BEL1-like homeodomain protein 4. NCBI's taxonomy places the organism in Eukaryota, Viridiplantae, Streptophyta, Magnoliopsida, Lamiales, Lamiaceae. Gene Ontology annotation, biological process: regulation of transcription by RNA polymerase II. The transcript has 5 exons. Gene Ontology annotation, molecular function: DNA-binding transcription factor activity, RNA polymerase II-specific; RNA polymerase II cis-regulatory region sequence-specific DNA binding. The record is from RefSeq and is a predicted model, not a curated record. Bases 553 to 2226 code for a protein of 557 amino acids.
AUUUAAUUUUUUUCCUAUCUUAAUUAAUUAUUAUACAUGUGCUAUGCUUAACUUUCACUACCUCAACUUUCUGUUAAUAAAAAAAUUUCAGAAAAGGAAAAAAGAAAAAAAAAAGAAGGAAAGAGUACAAAUGAUAAGUUUUGUAGGGAUAUUAAAUAUAUAGAAAGUUUGGUGAAAGCGAAGCGAGGUAGAAGAGUAGUGUGAGGAUGAAGACGGCGACCCUUUUCCUUUCUCCUCUCCCUCCUUUCAUUAUCCUCUCUCUCUCUCUACCUUGUCUCAUCCAUAACACUGUCCCUUGCUAAGAUUCCAUUUUCAGCACCAAGAUCAAGAUCAAUUUCGCCGGAAAGGGAUGUUUCCACACGCUUCGAUUCAAUCAUGUCCCAAGGUACUUAAUUUUGAGUGAAACAAGGAAGAAGAAGAUUAAGUAAUUCUUGAUUGUUUUCUCUUGUUUUGUUGUUAGAACAAGAUUAAGAAAUAGGGGGUUGUUGGAAACAAACCUAAAAGGCAUCAAUCAAAAUUCAAGCACAAGGAUUUGGUUUCUCGUACAAAUUCAUGUCCCAAAGCUUCCACCAAGGCAUCUACCACUUCCCAAAUGCCAACGAGUGGAUGAUAAGAGACCAGGCCGGCGGCUUUGAGGCGCCGCCGCCGCCUCCGCCGCCGGCCUUCGACGCCGGAGGGAUGCUGACGGAGAUUAUAAACCGGCCCUGGCGAAAACCGUGCGGCGACGAUCAGAUCCAGCCGACUCAGAAACAGCAGCUGUCAUCUCUAGCAGUUAAUGAGCUUCCAGCUUCCAGUAAUCUCCAAGGGUUUCACUUAAUUCCGGCUUCCAACAUGCAGCCGCCGUCUCAGAUGAGCUGGAUCCCGAGCAACGGCGGCGGUGGUCGGAGCGAGGAGGUGGCGGCGAGGGGCGGGGGGGUGUUGGAGGGGCAAGGCCUCUCCUUGUCGCUCUCAUCUUUGCGGAAUUUGGAAGGCAGCAAAUUCGAGAAAAUGAACAUGGGAAAUAAUGGGGAUUUGUACUUCCAUGGUCAAGGAAUAGGCAGCUCUAGCAAUUCGUAUGUAUUGGAAGAUGUUGGGACAAAUCCGAUGCUGUUUGGGUCACCGAGAUUAGUGUCGGAUCAGAUUCAUAUUGGGUAUGUGGAAUCCGCAAGGAGCAGCAGCUUGGUGAGGAAUUCUCGGUAUUUGAAGGCUGCGCAGGAAUUGCUGCUCGAAUUCUGCUGUGUGGGAAGAGGGAAUCAUAAUCACAAACAAGAGAGAAACCCUAAUUCCGCAUCGGAUGGGGGUGGGGGUGGGGGUCUGUCUUCUUCAAAGGACCACCACCUCGCCUUAUCUCCUUCUGAAAGAACUGAGUACCAGAGAAGAAAAAUUAAGCUUCUCUCCAUGCUCGAUGAGGUGGAAGGUCGGUACAUGAGAUACUGCGAGCAGAUGCAGGCGGUGGUGAACUCAUUCGACGGCGUAAUGGGGCAAGGGGCGGCGGCGCCGUACACGGGGCUGGCGCGGCGGGCGAUGUCGCAGCACUUCCGGAGCAUGAAGGAGGCGGUGGCGCGUGAGGUGAGGGCGUGCUGCGAGGCGCUGGGGGAGAAGGAUGUGCAAGGGGGCGGGAUCACCAAGGGGGAGACGCCGCGGCUCAAGGUGGUGGAGCAGAAGUAUCGGCAGCAUAAAGCCCUUCAGCAUAUGGGGAUGAUGGACCCCGAGUCAUGGCGCCCCCAGCGAGGACUUCCUGAGCGCUCUGUCACCAUUUUGAGGGCCUGGCUCUUCGAGCAUUUCCUCCAUCCGUAUCCAAGUGAAGCAGACAAACAUUUGCUGUCUCGACAGACAGGUUUAUCGAAAAAUCAGGUAUCAAAUUGGUUUAUAAAUGCUAGGGUUCGACUGUGGAAGCCCAUGGUGGAAGAAAUGUACCAACAGGAAUUCCAAGAAGCUAAAGAUGACGAAGGCAGUCAUGAAGCCAAUUCAGAAAGCAAUGCAGCAGAAAGGGACCCUUCGGAGCCGGGGAAGCAGGCGGCGGCACCGGUGGGAGGCGCCGCCGCUGACGACAUGAUGAUGCCGACGGAGUAUCGAUGUUUCAUGGAGAAUCCUGAGAUGGGGUUGGGAUCGGAGUUCGGUGGCGGUGGUGGCGGAAAUGUGGCGGCUCAGGCAGCCGGAGAAGUUUCGCUUACAUUGGGACUCCGCCGCUCAGAAAAUGUGCCAAUUAUGAGCCAUCUCUCAGUUAGGGACUUUGAAGCUUAUUAGUAAUUGCCAAUUAUUGAGUGAUUGAAAAAGCAUCGGAAUUUAAUUAUUAACUCUAUGUGACAUUAUUGUUUUCAUUAAAGUAUAAAGUGCGUGUAAUAAGUAACUGUAUAGAUAGAGGUUAGAUAAAAUGAUUUUGCUUUUUAAUUUGAGUAAAUAUGUAACUAAUAUUUAUUGCGGUGGAUCUGGUUCUGUUUAAGUAGCUGCUUCAGACUUCAA